This is a messenger RNA of Colossoma macropomum (tambaqui), 1156 nucleotides long. It is a transcript of the gene hoxb9a, whose product is annotated as homeobox B9a. Gene Ontology annotation, biological process: embryonic skeletal system morphogenesis; regulation of transcription by RNA polymerase II; DNA-templated transcription. The record is from RefSeq and is a predicted model, not a curated record. Bases 299 to 1048 code for a protein of 249 amino acids. Gene Ontology annotation, cellular component: nucleus. The transcript is spliced from 2 exons. NCBI's taxonomy places the organism in Eukaryota, Metazoa, Chordata, Actinopteri, Characiformes, Serrasalmidae. Gene Ontology annotation, molecular function: RNA polymerase II cis-regulatory region sequence-specific DNA binding; DNA-binding transcription factor activity, RNA polymerase II-specific.
ACACUCCCAUUUUGCAUAUUACAUAAACAAGACAGUUUAUUUAGAGGGGAAAAUAUGGAUAGCGCAAGAGGAGGAGAGCUCUGCGCAGCCCCUUGGCGGAUUGAUUUACGCCCCAUUGACUCUUUAUCAGGCUCGCGAAAAAGACUGACCAAUCAUUUCGCUCGAAGCACACAACAUAGCAGCCCGGCUCUACUUUGUAGGCGAACGAGUGGAGGCAGCAUUGUGGUGAGGGGGGAAAGCCCAGUUCUAUGGUACACGUUUUCCCUUCAAUGAACCGUACGUUGUAUAAUGUCCGAGAAUGUCCAUUUCUGGAACUCUAAGCAACUACUAUGUCGAUUCCAUCAUAAGUCAUGAGGGAGAAGAUCCGAGUGCUGCCCGAUUCUCCAAUGUACAGUACUCCAACUCCAGGCAAGCGGGAACUGGGGAGCAUCCUGAAUUCCCGUCGUGUAGUUUUCAGCCCAAGCCUCCCGUGUUCAGUUCAACAUGGAGUCCUUUCAGUCCCCACACGUCCAACGGCUUACCAGCGGUCUACCAUCCUUACAUCCCAACGCAGCCCGUGCCUUCGACGGACACCCGGUACCUCCGCACAUGGCUCGACUGCGCCCCGAGAGCCGAGCCACUGCCCGGCCAGAGCCAGGUCAAAAUGGAGCCACUGCUGGGACACCUCGGGGAGCCCCCAAAACUCGGAGGACAGCAUGAAUAUGUUUUGGAAUCCUCCUCGGCUCGGGAGAUGAAUUCCAGCCACGGCUCCGGAUUUGAAGACAGUAAGGACAUUUGCGAAGGUAGCGAGGACAAAGAAGGACCAGAUCAAAAUGAUCCAUCAGCCAACUGGUUACAUGCCCGUUCGUCCAGGAAGAAGCGAUGUCCAUACACGAAAUAUCAAACCCUGGAGCUCGAGAAGGAAUUUCUCUUCAACAUGUACCUCACCCGAGACCGGCGACACGAGGUAGCGCGCUUGCUGAACUUGACGGAGCGGCAAGUUAAAAUUUGGUUCCAAAACCGAAGGAUGAAAAUGAAGAAAAUGAAUAAGGACCAGCCCAAGGAAUGAGGGCAAAAAGAAGCUAUGCCCAGUCUUUAACUACCAUCUUUAAUCUAAAGUAUGCAUACCUCUGGACAGUGAUACAAGGAGUGUUUGUAGCCUGUGUGUUUACCCUAC